Rhipicephalus microplus (southern cattle tick) is the source of this 3572-nucleotide messenger RNA. RefSeq names its product alanine aminotransferase 1. Lineage: Eukaryota; Metazoa; Arthropoda; Arachnida; Ixodida; Ixodidae. Gene Ontology annotation, biological process: biosynthetic process. Gene Ontology annotation, molecular function: transaminase activity; pyridoxal phosphate binding. The record is from RefSeq and is a predicted model, not a curated record.
GCGGAACUGCUUUGACCUGUGAGUGUUUACUUGCGCGAGCACGUACACACGAAAUGGAAUAUCCGUUAACUUGUGCCUGUAACUCUUUGUCACCUUGAUUCUGCGAAUGCAUUGAAAAUAAGCUGUUGAUGAUACUUUGCUAACUGCAAAACCUGCCACAAAGAGUGCGUUUUUACAGAGAGCGCUGCGUAGUUUCCAACAGACAUGCACAAGCACGCAGUUCUCCGGCAAGUUCGCCUCCUAUCGGAGGCUCGGCUAUCACGUGACUAUCGGCUGGAGGGAGCGUCGCUGAAAGCUCAUAGCUACUGUGUAGAAACAGCUGUUCGUCGUUCCGCAUCUACCAUGGCUGGGAGAACGGUGUCUCUUGACAACAUAAAUCCCCACCUCAUAACUAUGGAGUAUGCUGUUCGUGGUCCCAUAGUUAUUCGAGCAGGGGAAAUCGAAAAGGACCUUAAAGCGGGCAAGAAGUUCAACUUCACUGAAGUGAUACGAGCCAACAUAGGCGAUUGUCAUGCAAUGGGUCAAGUGCCAUUGACCUUCUUUCGCCAGGUUAUAGCAGCGUGUGCAAAACCUGACUUGAUGAAAGGGGACUUGUUUCCAGCUGAUGUCAAAUCAAGAGCUCAAAAUAUUCUGGAGGGCUGUGGAGGAAAAAGCGUAGGUGCCUACAGUGACAGUGCAGGCGUCGAAAUUAUUCGGAAACAUGUUGCCGAGUAUAUAAGCCAACGAGAUGGUGUGAAUGCAAAAUAUGAGGAUGUGCUCCUAUCAACUGGUGCCAGCGAGUCUGUUCGGUCUGUGCUGAAUUUGCUUAAUGUACAUAAAGAUGGAAAGCCAUCUGGAGUGAUGAUUCCAAUCCCCCAGUAUCCUCUUUACUCAGCAACCCUUGCGGAGUAUGGUGUACAUCAGAUAAAUUAUUAUUUGGAUGAAGAAAACGACUGGGCGUUGAGCAUCAAAGAACUUGAAAGAUCUCUCAAUGAAGCUAAAAAAGUUUGCAAUCCUCGUGGUCUGGUUGUAAUUAAUCCUGGAAACCCUACUGGGGCAGUCCUGACAGAGCAGAAUAUCAAAGAAGUUGUUGAGUUUGCUUAUAAGCACAAGCUUUUCCUUAUGGCUGAUGAGGUGUAUCAGCACAAUAUCUAUGCUGAGGGAGCUGCAUUCCACAGUUUUCGCAAGAUAAUGCACAACAUGGGUCCCCCUUACUCCGACAUGGAACUUGCUUCAUUUAUGUCUGCUUCAAAAGGCUACAUGGGAGAGUGUGGAUUGCGUGGUGGAUAUGUAGAGGUGAUAAAUCUUGAUCCAGCUGUAAAGCGUGUCCUGUUGAAGUCCGUUUCUGCCAAAUUGUGUUCCUCUGUUUUGGGCCAGUGUGCCAUGGACUGUGUUGUCAACCCUCCAAAGCCUGGUGAACCAUCAUAUGACUUGUUCAUCAAGGAGAAAACGGCAGUCCUGGACUCUCUGAAGAAAAGAGCACAGCUUGUUGCUGACACAUUCAAUUCAUUUGAAGGGUUUCGCUGCAACAGGGUAGCUGGAGCCAUGUAUGCAUUUCCAAAGUUCACACUACCCCAAAAAGCCAUUGAGGAGGCAAAGGCGGCUGGCCAGGCACCAGACUUCUUUUAUGUAAUGCAGCUGCUUGAGAACACUGGUGUGUGCGUUGUCCCUGGAAGUGGCUUCGGACAGGUGCCCGGCACAUACCAUUUUAGGACUACUAUAUUGCCUCCGUUGGAGAAGCUCCAGGCAAUGCUUUCACAUUUCAAGGACUUUCACCACAAGUUUAUGAACAAGUACAAAUGAGUGCUGCAUUCACAAGUGAGAUGUUUCCAUAGUCCUUGCACUGUAUUCAUUGGGGCUGCCGAAAAUUACCUAUACCACGUGCUUUCGCUCAGACUGUUAGACUAGCUUGAACACCAUGCGUCAUGAUCAGUGUUUAGAUGUCUGACCGUCAAUGGAUGAUAGUGGUAUGUGUCAGUAGUUUGUAUGUGGAUAGGACAUUGUUAAUUUUUAUUUUUGUCAUCAGUUUUAAGUGCUGUUAUGGUAGAUAUAAGUUGCUGAGCAUUUUUAUUUUUACUGCUUUUCAGAUGCUCCUUUUGUUGUUAUGCUAUAAAUAUUAUGACACAAUGUAUUAUGUUCAUGCAUGGUUGACAUCAAUAUCAUUGCUGCCUAUUUUGUGCCUAGAGAGUAGUAACUUGCAGGUUUGCCUUGACAGCUAUUAACAUUCUUGGACAGUGCAGCGAUAUAUUGCAUUGGUUCCUGUUGGAAAUAGUGCUAUACUUAAGUUCCCCUUGAUGGGAACCUUGUAAACCGGUCUAGUUUUGAACUUUUUUAUUAUUGUGAAAGUGUUUGCGAUAUGUUGUCUGUGUAAGUUAGCACUGUGAUGACUUCAACGCUGAUUUUGAGUAGCAAUAAACAUGCAACUCCUAAUUAAAGCAUGUUUACCACAGAAAUCCUCCGAAUAACACUGGAUUUUGAAGUAACAGAAUUUGAGUUCAUGAGGUUUUACUGUAUAGCACCAGCCACUGCUGCCAACCAGGCUUUGGACAAGCCAGAUAAUUAGCAGGGUCCUGCUAUGCUCACAAGAUGUCAGACACUUGAAUGUUUAUUUCGAAAGGGUUGUGUUGAAUGAACAAUAAUGCAAAAUAUCCUUGUGAUCACCUUUUACUGCAGUGUCACCUGUCGUGUGUGUGGUAAUUGUGCCAUACUUGCUUUCUUAUUUUGUGCAUUCAUUUGCAAUAACAUCAAAAAGAACACACACAGAUGAUUCAUAGUUAUGAACGGCGCAAGAAAACACACGGGACACAGAUGAAGAAAAACGACACACAGACACGAGUGCCGGGCUUGUUUGUGUGGUUUUUCUUCAUCUGUCUCUCGUGUGUUUUUUUGUGCCGCUCAUAACUACGAACCAACACUAACAUGCCUAUCUGUCAGUGCUAAUGAACACAGAGAUGAUCUUAUCAUGCACGUUAAAAUGCUCACUCAAUAACGCAAUGGUGCACAAAAAUUUAGUGUUGCACUCCAAGUCUGCCUCUACAGUUGCUGCUCAGCAAUGUUGGCUGUUACAGCAAAGAAGCCAGGGCCUUCACUUAAAUAAGCUCCUGCUGCAUCUUGGGAAACAGCAGUGGUACCUGACUGGCCAAGGCUGCCUCACUCAGGAGCGUAAUAAAUUCAAUAAAAUGUGCAGUGUGGUAACCUCAGCAUUGUUGAGUUUUUGUGAAACAAGAUGAACUAUCGGUGCAUAUUAUACCUGUACUUCGUUGCAUUUAUAUGUGCUCAAAGCAGGUGUGGAAGCAUGUCGGCAAACACUAAGUUCAGUUCCUUUCUGUGUUUGAGAAACACUUUUUCUUUUCUGUGUAGCUUUGAUUAAAAACAUGGUGAAGCGAGUUUUUUUUUUUUUUUUGCCAGCUGUCAUGUGCCUUUAGCCACUUUCACGUUUUUUCAAUUAUUGUAUGUGGGAUGUUUGUCUUGUAUGUUGUAAUCUCUGGUUAAUAAUUAUGAGCAAUAUUGGUAUCUGUGUAUAAAGUGUACGUUUAAGCAUAUGGACUGUAUUGUUAGCUUUACUGCAUGUACAAUAAAGGUAUCAUGUGAAA